AUGCCAGAUGCAACGACUCACCAUGACCUUAAUCCAAACCACGACUGGGUGUUUCGAACAAAGGUGCAAGUCGAUGACUUACACAGCGGUAAUCAGAUUGGGAGGAUUAUGAUUGGGAAAGUGCCUAGCGAUGUUACAGACUCUGAAAUCGAAGCUAUUCUCAACGAAGUUCCGCUUCCGAUCAAAGAUGCGACGCCGAAGCAGAAUUGUGUGACUUGGACCGUUGCUGCUAUUCAGGCGCUGCAAAAAAGAGGCAUGGCCGAGGCUUUUGAUGUGAACAAAUUCAUGGACGAUGCCCUCGAACUUGCAGACCAGUGGCUCGAAAAUCCGGGGCCUAACAAAUUCCACAACUACACUAAUCGGGCGGCUUAA
Messenger RNA from Capronia epimyces CBS 606.96, 372 nucleotides. RefSeq lists its product as uncharacterized. Lineage: Eukaryota; Fungi; Ascomycota; Eurotiomycetes; Chaetothyriales; Herpotrichiellaceae. The coding region runs from base 1 to 372 and encodes 123 amino acids. The transcript has a single exon. The record is from RefSeq and is a predicted model, not a curated record.